ACUUUCUUAUUUUCUUCCCCCCGCUUUUCUCUUUUCGAGUGGAGGAAUAUCAGCUUUUUCCUUUUUUUCGGUCUCCCUUCCUCCGCUCCCUCUCCUUUUUAUUGGAGCAUUUCCUCCUUUCCUUCUGCAACUCUCUCUCUUUCGCCGGGGUUCGGUUCUGGUCGGCAGCAGCAGAGAUGUCGUUCAGGAUGUCGAGUGCUUCUUCUGGGAUGGGUGUGGCCGAUCAUAGCAAGUCCACCUUCAUGGAGCUGAAGAGGAAGAAGGUUCACCGCUAUGUGAUCUUCAAGAUUGACGAGAAGAAGAAGGAGGUUGUGGUAGAGAAAACUGGUGGUCCGGCAGAGAGCUACGCCGAUUUUGUAGCCUCACUUCCAGAAAAUGACUGCCGAUAUGCAGUUUACGACUUUGAUUUUGUGACGGCGGAGAACUGUCAGAAAAGCAAAAUCUUCUUCAUUGCGUGGGCCCCCGCUAUGUCAAGAAUUAGAGCCAAAAUGCUCUACGCAACUUCCAAGGAUAGGUUCCGGAGGGAGUUGGAUGGUGUUCACUAUGAGCUUCAGGCGACCGACCCAACUGAGAUGGAUCUUGAAGUGCUUCGAGACCGUGCCAAUUAAACAUCAAUUUUGGCGAAUUGGUGGAUAAACCAAAUUGCCAGAUAAGAUUAGGGCAAUAUCGGGAGCUGUUACUCCAGGAACUUUGCUCAGUUACUAGUUAUGUGCAUUAUUUUAUCGAGAUCCAUUGUGUUGAGCAAAAAGUGGAAAAAAAGGGAAAACUGUUGAAAAUAUUUGCUGGGAUCUCUGUUAUCAUGUGUUUCUGCUUUAGGCUGGUGAGUUUGACGUAAAUAAGUGACUCAUUUUGCAUAGCAGCAGCUGAGUUGGGUACAUGUUUACUGAUACUUUACUCUGUAUUGUGCUUGCUUAAUUCCUAUUCGACA
Molecule: messenger RNA, 928 nt
Organism: Nymphaea colorata (pocket water lily)
Lineage: Eukaryota; Viridiplantae; Streptophyta; Magnoliopsida; Nymphaeales; Nymphaeaceae
Product: actin-depolymerizing factor
Exons: 3
Coding region: 177-608 (143 amino acids)
Biological process (GO): actin filament depolymerization
Cellular component (GO): actin cytoskeleton; cytoplasm
Molecular function (GO): actin filament binding
Source: RefSeq, a predicted model, not a curated record